Messenger RNA from Penicillium egyptiacum, 1674 nucleotides. The record is from the annotation of a GenBank genome assembly. Lineage: Eukaryota; Fungi; Ascomycota; Eurotiomycetes; Eurotiales; Aspergillaceae.
AUGGUGGCUCUCGAGUCGGUCGGUACCGCGGCAGCAGUGCUUCAACUUGCCAGCGCUGCGGUCAAGGCCUCUGUUAGUCUCCAUGGAGCAAUCACAACAAUAAAAAAUGCUCCCAAUGAGAUACUAAAUCUUGGCAACGACCUCAUAGCGUUAAGUUCGCUUCUGAAAAACCUCGAACUUGCCCUAGAAUCACCCGAUGCACGGAGGAUUGUCGACCAAGAUAAGGCGAUCAGCAGCGCGAUGGAAAUUUUGAAAAGCCUUAUCACUAGUUGCGAGAAAUCUUGCCGGGAAGUGAAGGAGAAACUACAGUCUGCUCUCCAGGGCGGGAGACCCAACAAUGAUCCGAUUGAUGACACCCCAGGAAGUGACCUGUUGAGCUCCGGCCUACUUAUCAAGGAAGGCAUCGAUAUCCGCCGGUCUAUCGGGUGGCUAUUUAGGCGGAGAGGGAUAUUUGCUGCCAUAGAAGGCUUGCAACAGACAAAAUCCCUUUUCUCGCAGUCUAUGGGAAGCCUCACACUUAUUCUUGUCAUCAAAACCGUCAAGUUGACCAGUAAUGGGGAGGCUCCGCCUCAAGUGGCGUACCCGUUUAGUGAUGAUGCUGGUUCGGCCAUUAUGGACUUAGUGAACGCCCAUCCAUCUCCGGCGGAGCGUCUUUCGGUAAGCAAGAGCAGCUCGGUUCUCUCCCAGCCACCUACACAAGAGCCAAUAUCCGGAAUGCCUGACCCUCACAUGACCGAGGAGCUUCUCGCGGCUGUUAGGCGUGGCACGAUCCCGGUGGUGGCAAUCCUACUGCGAAGUGUUCAUGUUAAUGCCCAGGACGCCAGAUACGGACGCACCGCGCUCUCAGUUGCAGCUGAGACUGGUAACGUUCAGAUGGCUGAACUUCUCCUUGAGCAUGGAGCAUCUGUACGUACCCGGCAGUAUAGUCGUAGCUCUUGGGAUGACGGUCAGUCGCCAAAUGAGACGGCAGGGCGCAAUCCACUACACUGGGCAGCGAAGAAAGGGAACUCAGAUAUGGUUGAGCUGCUUCUAAAACACGGGGCGGAUCCAAAUUCGACCACUAGCAUUGGGAACUCGGCCCUUAGGUGGGCAUGUGCUAAUCACGAUACACGAUCGGUCCGGCUGUUGCUCGAGAAUAAGGCCGAUGUAAACCUGCGAAGCUUCUACGAGGGCUGGAGGCCUAUCCACGAAGCGUGCCAUGGGAACUCAUUUGAGAUUGUUCAAAUUCUACUCGAGUACAAACCCUUACUUGAUGUGAAUGUUGAGUUUUACGGUCACAGAAAAUCUCCAUUACACUGGGCUGUACACUGCCGCAAUAUAGAUAUUAUGAAAGCCCUGCUUUCUAAUGGGGCAGAUUCCGACAACAAUGGUAUGUUUGAGAACCAAACACCCUUACACCUUGCUGCUGCUGCGGGCUGGCUAGAUGGAAUCAAACUUCUUCUGGAUUCAAAUGCCUCAAUCAAUCCUAUGGAUGCAUUUCUUCGCGAAACUCCGCUUCACAAGGCAGCUCGCAACCUUAAGGUGGAAGCUUGUCAGCUGUUGUGUGCACGUGGUGCGGAUAUAGAGAGGAAAAAUGUCGAUGGUCAAAAUUAUGAAAGCAUUUUGAAUUGCGCACGGCAAUAUCCAGAUGAGUGGAAAGUGAAUCCUAAUGAGGUGUAUUUUCUAUGUACUUAG